Molecule: messenger RNA, 756 nt
Organism: Mucor mucedo
Lineage: Eukaryota; Fungi; Mucoromycota; Mucoromycetes; Mucorales; Mucoraceae
Exons: 1
Source: RefSeq, a predicted model, not a curated record
CAUGGAGCAACAAAACAUAUUCGAACAAAAGGAAAAGAUUAUUACUAAGAAACAGUAUACCAAAGAUGAUAUGUACCAUAUUGCAGAAUUAUAUGGACGCUACUAUUUGGCUAUCAAUACUCACAACAAUAUUUUGUCACCAAACAGAGUUCAAAUCAACAAUCAGCAUUGGAAAGCGUUGACGUUGGAAUACAACGAGCGCCAAGCCCUCCUUCCCGACAAUGAAGGUUGUUUCAGGUCCGAAAAAGCUCUUAUCGAGAAAUAUGGUGCUAUGAAAACAAAGUAUCAGAACAAAAAGGAGACCAUUAAGUCGACCGGUUCGGGAGGUGGCCCACUUCUUGGGUACCUUCAAAAAAUGCAUGAUUAUUUGCAUAAGGACCCCCAGCUUCACCCAAAGGCCACCUAUAGCUCCGUCAAAAGAGCUUAUAGUGUUCGAGAUGACGAGGAGAACAGUGAUGAUGUUGUCGUCUCCGAAGAUUCUUGCCCCCCUCCCUCUUUCCCUCCCUCCGCCUCCAUAGGCGAACAAAAAAAGAAGAGGAAAUCUGUCAAGGAGGAAAAGGAGCUAGCUCGAUUGAAGUCUAGAGAUGAAGCUUUGGAACAGAUGAAGCAAAUCACGAAAGGCAUGACAAGCAAGCUCGAGGAGAUUAUGAGCAAGCCUCUUGUUGUUCAACACGUUGAAUCUGAAGAGAAGAAGGAGUUUUACAAGAAGUUUCUUGAAUUGAUGGAAAAUGGUUUAAAAUAAAUUUCAUGUUAAAU